GUUUCUGGGUUCGGAGUGCCUCAGCUCGGUGAUUUGAGCGUCGUGAUGUUUUUGGACCCCAAGAUGACCCCAAGAUGACCCCAAUAGCCCCCUAAUUGGCGAAAAGUUGGUUUCGAAUCUUCGAUAUAUAAAAGUCAUGGUUUCUCGGCCAUGAGAGAGAGCUUGAGUUGACCACGGCUAUUGUUUUCUAUACAGUCUUUUCCUCAAAAGUUUCUUGUCUCUCUUUUCUGUCGUUACAACGCCUCACUCAUUUUUCGUUCCAUUCCGGAUUCUCGGAAUACCUCACUGGUUCUUCAACCACAAACAAUAUGCCUCGCUCGUCCAGUCACCGUAGCCCUUCGAGCUCAUACUCUCGCGAAAGCUCAGUCUUUCAAGACCCAACAUACCGCGUGUAUUAUGGAAGCGACCUCUCCUUGCAAUUCGAACCUCCCGCAGGUUCCAAGGAACUUGCGGUAGCACUGAGUAAUAAAUUUCCGACAAAGGGAAGCAUUGAAGGCAUGAUGCAAGCCACUUUUCAGGAGUUCUUACGCGAAGAGAAAAGAAAAUCUCGAGAGUCGUCGAAAAGCGGCUCGCGGGGAAGAUCAACGACUGGACGCUUACCUCCUCAAAGCGAAGAAUCAUCUUCUAGUCAGAGGAGCAGAAUAAGCCGCAGUUCGGCGCCGAAAGUUUCCGAGCCACCUCCACUUCCCCCCAGGGUAUCGGUAUUCAAGUCAGAUGAACAUGCAGAAUACACGUCCUCGGGGAAACAUCGAUCGCAAAAAGCUGCGUCCUCCCAUGUUGAGGUGUCGAAUAGGAAGUCCAGUCACGUUAAGGAUACUGCUUCUUACUCAGUUGUUCCCGAUGAGAGGCCUGCAAGACCAUCCUAUGGUACAUCCCUCGGGGUUCCCACUUCAAGCAGCUCUCGAGUUUCAAAAUCAACGGAUUCUCAUCGUCGCAGGAGAGCUAGUUCGUCUGAAGAUGAAGCUGAUCUGAAGAUCUUAUCAUGGAAUCCUGAGGUUCAAGGCUUCAAAGAAAAACAGAAGAAACGUCGUUAUGGGGAUGAAGAGAAAGAACAAGUGCGUGCGAAUAGAGGCCAUGCUUGUGAAGAGCAUAGGCGACGAAGAGUCAAGGUAUGUCUUUUGCCCCUGUUUCUCAAGGCUUGCGAGUAUUUCAGUAUCUCGACUAUGGUCAUAUCAUUGGGAUGAUUCUAAGUGAUAUUGAAAAAAAUGUCUAAACUGUAUGAACAGCCGUAUUGAGUCUUUUCUGACUUCAGCAGUGUGACCCAGAAGUAUGUCCAAACAACGGACAAGCUGUGAAGAAGCGGGAAUCGCGGGCGCGGAGAUCCAAAGGAAGUAAGAGACCGCUAAGCGCCGAUACGACGAGUUCUGCAGUAGAUGAAAGCCAUGUCUCGAGCAACAUGCUAGGGCAAACAUCGACUAGUUUUCAGUCACCAACGUUGAUUCCAGGAUAUACUAGCAGUCAAGUCCAUGCCAGUUCCGAGAAUCCAAACAGCACACUCACGCCAUAUCCCAUUAAUGAAUUCGUUUCGCAGGAUUUCUCGUCUACUUUCAAUCAACUUGACUCUUACGAUAAUUACACUGCUUCAAAUCUGCCCGUCACAGUCUCAUAUCAGGAUGUUUAUCUUGCCACUGAUCAUCUGCCUCUUCCAGAUGACCCGCUGCUUGAUCCUAACUGGAUGAACGACCAAUAUUUAUUCGACGUUCCUACCUCUGAAGUAUACUCCAACAACUACCAGUCAUACAUGGAUCCCACCUCCCAGGUUGGACUCCCACAGGAACAAUUCUACGAUGCAAACCUCACGGUCAAAGAAUCCGAUUAUGCAUUCAUGCAUCAAUACUCCGGAACUCGCGAUAUCAGCCAUUCCAACCGCCCCCGAUCCGUCCACAGCGAUCCACACAGCAACCAAGGUCUCUCCUCUUCCACUUCAAGCAGAUCAACCAGUCGCGGGCCCAUAUCUCCCACAUCCGCUCCACGAAGAAAGGAGCAUUCACCCAGUGGCAAGCGACGACCAAGAUCUCCCGGCCCAAGAAGAAGAGAGCACUCCCAUAAGCGAGAAGAAUCACCCCCGACAUCUACCUGGCAAAAUAUCAAGAGCUUGGCCACAGAGGUCUCCGAGUUGCCUAAAACGUAUAAACGGCGACCUGCUUCCACGUAUGGGUCGCGUCAACUGGAUGUGCCUUCUGGCUCAUCGCGAUCGCGCUCUUCGAGACGGUCGGGUUCUACUGCUGGGAGUGAGGAGAUUGAUGAUAUGAGUUCGAAGCUUUCUUCUUGGUUGACUAUUAAAUGAUUUCUUGCGUUUGUUGUUUUCUAUUUCUCCCUUUUGUAUUAUUACCUAUUUGAGUUGCUUUGGUUUACCGGGGUUCGAGGGUUGGAUUGGUCUUUUGGUUGAGAUUUAAAAGGUUCCCGGUUUUGUUUUUCAUUCUCUGGAUUUACGG
This is a messenger RNA of Hymenoscyphus albidus, 2435 nucleotides long. The record is from the annotation of a GenBank genome assembly. Lineage: Eukaryota; Fungi; Ascomycota; Leotiomycetes; Helotiales; Helotiaceae.